Molecule: messenger RNA, 2802 nt
Organism: Stegastes partitus (bicolor damselfish)
Lineage: Eukaryota; Metazoa; Chordata; Actinopteri; Pomacentridae
Product: F-box only protein 41-like
Exons: 18
Coding region: 1-2802 (933 amino acids)
Molecular function (GO): protein binding
Source: RefSeq, a predicted model, not a curated record
AUGCUUCUGGAGCGCGACGACAGCUUCAUGUCCGAGUUUGAGGACGCGUGCAGCGCCUGGGUGGAUAGCGUGGGCUCGAGCCCAAGUGACGGAGCGGACUCUGACGUGGGGUCACCUUUCUGCUCAGGUGAGUCCGGCUGCGGCUCCGCAGAGGAUCAUAUCGAUCAUAUCGAUCAUAUCGAUGAGCUGCUCGCCUAUUAUGCAACUAACUCCUCCUCCUCCUCCACAGUCUUCUCUCCGGGAACUGACGCCUCCGACUCAGAUUUCUUCUCCGACUUCAGCGACUGCUCCUCGGACACUCUCUCGCCCUCCCUCGCCUACAACGGCAGCUUCUUCGCGGAAUGGAGCAGCAGCAGCAGCAGCAGCAGCAGCAGCAGCAGGGCGACGCCCUACUCGUGUCCUCGCUGUGGAGACCAGCGGCGCUUCUCGUCGGUACCUGAGCUCCGGGCGCACCUGGUCAGCCGACACACCUACGAGACGCUGCUGCUGCUCUCACAGGCCCGUGUCAGGAGCUCCAGAACCGGCGCUCUGCUCCCCCUCCCCGGCCCGGCCGUGGCCCAGACUCAGCGCUCCUCUCUGGGCCCAGAGCCCCCCGGCCUCCCCCUGCCGCUGGCCUGCCUGGAUCUAGCUCCGUCGUCGGCCUCCGUCCGGCUGCUCAGGGAGAUGUUCGGCUCAUCGGACCGCGGGCCUCCAGAGGACCCCUCCACCGCUCUGGCCCUGCCCGGGUCUCGGGACACCCCUCGUGGGGAGCGGCUGGGCGAGGUGGGGGUCCCGCUGGGGCUGCCGGUGGGCAUCGGCCUGGAGGAGCGGCUGGGCCUGGGGCUCGACCGCAGGAUCGCCCGGACGUUCGCCGAGGUGGAGGAGAGGGUGAACCGCCGCGUGGGCCGGCUGAGGGCGGAGCUACAGAGGAGGGAGGCGGAGCUUGAGCAGGAGAGGCGGGACGGGGAGCGGCUGAGGGGCGAGAAGAUGGAGGUGGAGGAGAAGGCGGCGUACCUGUCCAGACAGGUCUCGGCUGCCGUGGAGAUGAUGGAGCGACUGAAGACGGAGCUGGAAGGGAAAGAGGAGGAGCUGCAUGAACGGCACCAGGAGAUGGUCGGCAUCGAGUGUUUUCUGAGGGAGACGGCGGAGAAGGAGGCCGAAGCCAAAUCCAGACUUCAGGUGUUCAUCGAGACGCUGUUGGAUCGAGCCGACCGAGCGGAGCGACAACUGCUGCUGCUUGACUCGCAUCACAACCACUUCAGCGACCAAUACGUCGACCCGUACGACCUCACUGAGGCAUACGCGCCCGCCGCCGCCGGCCGCGGAGGUCGCAGUCUGGACAGCAGCACUGACGACAUCAUCGCAAACAAGAUGCAGGGAACCAUCGGAAACCGGAGGAGCUACAGUGUCUCGGACUCCUACAGGUUGGGGGAGCAGCUCUACAGCCGCCACCACUACAGCGGUCUGAACGGACGAAUGCGAACCUUGUCUCUGGGUUCGGGGGGGUGGGACUGUGAGGGCCAGUCAGUCCACCUCCACCUGCCUCACUACGCUCCAUCCUGGACCCGACCAGAACCAGGAGGAGGUGGCAGGACGGACAGGUUCUGGGCUGGGGAAGGAGGAUGGGGGGCGACGUGGAGCAAAAGAAACCUCCGUCACCACAGCACUGAGGAGGAGGAUGAGGAGGAGGAGGAAGAGGAGGAGGAGGAGGAAGGUUUGUGGAGCAGUGCUGAGAUGAGGCGGCUCAUCUUUGCUAGGACACACACACCUGGAUCAGAUGCUCCCUCCUCCCUGCACUCCACCCCCUCCAAUCGCCGUGGCAACAGGCAGCUGGGGGCGGACACCCUGAGGCUGAGGGCGGGGCUUUUCUGCGUCUUCCCUUAUUUGGACGUGCGGUCGUUGCUGCGCGCGGCCGAGGUGUGCUCUGAUUGGCGGUUCGUCGCCAGGCACCCGGCGGUUUGGACGCGCCUCCGGCUGGAGAACGCCAGAGUUUCGGCCGAGUUCCUGACCACUCUGUCUCAGUGGUGCACUCAGACCCAGUCUGUGACCCUCAACAACCUGAAGCCUCGAAGCCGACGAGCCGACGAGACGCGAGAGGAUUACCAUAGAAACACAAGGGGCAGCGUGGAGCCGGGGGUGGAGGCUCUGCUCAGGUCAGCAGGGGGCAGUCUUCUCCACCUGUCCAUCUCUCAGUGUCCACACAUCCUGACUGACAGGACGCUGUGGUUGGCCAGCUGCUACUGCAGGAACCUGCACACGCUCACAUACAGGAGUUCUUCAGACCCUCUCGGCCAGGAGGUUCUCUGGGCCCUGGGUGCAGGCUGCAGGAGCAUCAGCAGCCUGCAGGUGGCGCCGGCUCACCCCUGCCAACAGCCAACUCGUUUUGGUAACCGCUGCUUGCAGACGAUUGGUCGAUGUUGGCCACACCUCCGCUCACUCAGUGUGGGCGGGGCCGGUUGUGGGACUCAGGGAUUGGUUACUGUUGUGCGUAACUGCGCUCACCUGCAGGUGCUGGAGUUGGAGCGUAUUACCGACCUCGGCCUGCAGGCGGCGACAGAGCUGUGCAAAGCUGGGCUGAAGAGCCUGCAGACGCUGGUCCUGACGCACACGCCGGUCAGCGGUCAGGCCAUCCUGCACUUCCACAGUGUGUGCGACAACAUCAGGUCCAUCGAAGUGGAGGUGUCAGCGGCAGAUUACUUUGAAGAGCCCGACACUCAGGAAGCGCAGCACUUGUUUGGAGAGAUUCUCAGCACGCUGAAGGUUCUCCAGAAGCGUCCUGGGCUGAGCGACGUCCUGCAGGUCAAAGCUGAAGGAUUCUUCUGA